Molecule: messenger RNA, 1983 nt
Organism: Cavenderia fasciculata
Lineage: Eukaryota; Evosea; Eumycetozoa; Acytosteliales; Cavenderiaceae
Exons: 4
Coding region: 1-1983 (660 amino acids)
Source: RefSeq, a predicted model, not a curated record
AUGAGUUAUAUGUUUGAACUGUAUGACAUUGUUGUUGGUGCAAAAAAAAGGUCAAACACAACAACCAAUAUUAAUGGAGACCAAGAAGAUUCUUCAGCAGGAGGUGAAACUCAACAACAACAACAACAAACAAAUGAAGAACUUACAGACCAACAAAACAAGAGAAAAUCAACCAGAAAAGUUGCACCUCUAAACUUGGCUCCAUUAUCUUCAACUUCAAAAAGUUCACCUUCCAGUAGAAAUCCAUCUCCAAGAAGUGGAGUAUCACCAAGAAAUAGGGUAUCUCCAAGAAGUGAAAUAUCUCCAAGACCAACAGAAAAUAUCACAAUUUAUAAUAAUAAUAAUAAUAAUAAUAAUAAUAAUAAUAAUAAUAAUAAUAAUAAUAAUAAUAAUAAUAAUGACGAUUAUAAUAGUAAUAAUCAAAAUAAUAAUAAUAUAAAUAAUAAUAGUGAUGAUGAUUUGGAACCAAAAUCUAUUAUGAUUACAGUUCCAGAUACUAUUGAAAAUGUUGGUUUAGAAUCUUCAACUACGGAAAUACUUGGCAAUACAACCUCUACUACAAUUGUAAAAAAAGUUGAAUUUCAAGAACUAAGAGACUCUGGAACAUCUUCAACAUCAUCUGAAUCAGCGGAUUUGGAGGAUGGAGCAGAUAUUAAUUCAAACAAAGUUGGAAGAGAAAAGGAUGAAGAGAAGAGAUUGGAUCGUUCAGUAGAGAGACAAUUGGUAGAAGAUCAAGUACUUCAAGGAAAGAUAUUUAUCAAACCAAAAAAUAUCUUUAGAUUAGAGUAUUUAUUAGAGGCACUCAAAUAUCAUGCAGAAUUGUUUUUGGUUGCCAUGUUGGUGGUCAUUACUUGUUGUCUCUAUGUAUUGUUUUAUGUUGCUAUUGGUAAUAGAGGUAUAUUCUCAAAUCAAUGGAUAACAUGGGAAAAGGUAUUAUGGUUUAUUAGUGGUAUCGUAACAGAGCAAUUUUUAGUUAGUAUUGGAUAUGUAGUUAGUAGAGUACAAUUUGGACACAAGAAAACAAAAGUGGCGAUACCAUUCCAAGUAGCCAUUCACAUUUUAUCGUUUGUUUCAACUGCUUUGAUUCGAUACUAUGAUAUUACUGGGACAUUGAAUCUUUUACCAAAGUAUUUACUUUCACUUGGAGGAAUGGUGGUUGUUUCCUAUGUCAUUGGUGCCUAUUCACUCAAAACUAAAAUGUAUUGCUUUUGGUUUACUUUUCCAUUCAUCAUCCUUGGUAUCUUUCUCAUCAUGUACGAUUAUCUCCUUUUGAAAUGGUAUUUGGCAUCUUCAACAUCUGAUAACUCACGUCUCUUGGUUAGAAUUAUCGUUCAUCCAUUUGUAACUGCCGUUUGUUUAUUGGUUUCAAGAAUUUGUGCAAGUCAAUUACAUAAAUUAGGUCCAAGAUCAAGUAUUGCUUUUAUUAUGAUAUUCUUUGGUUCAACAAUGAAUUCAUACUCUGGUGUUAUUAUUUCAUCUGUAAUCAUUUCAUUGGUAGAUAUGGUUUGGAAAUGUUCAUUGAGAGCAAGAGACGCUGUCAUUGUCAGAGUAUUUUGUAGAUUCUCAACCAAUGCCAAAUUUUAUAUUGCACAUAAUCUUCCAUUGUACGCCGAAUAUCAAUCAUAUGAACUUAUUUAUGAAGUUGCUUGUAUGUAUAAUAAUAAUAAUAAUAAUAAUAAUGACGAUUAUAAUACAUCAUUUAUUGCAACGUUUUUAAUUUGUUCAUUCUUUUUCGUAUUUGAAAGAAGUCAAUUAGAUAUUACCUUUCAAUUGGCCAUCAUGUUUAUUCAAUUCUUUGCAUCAUUGCUCACCGAGUUUGUGGUAACCUAUGUUUCAUUGUCCUACCUCAAACUACCGAUCAUCAUUCCAUGGAACAAGAGACCAAAUGGUUUCCUAUUCCUUUGUAUUUAUAGUUUUAUAGUCGGACUCGCUUAUAUGAUGAUCCGUUUCUUAAAUAUCUUGGGUGGUCGUUGGGUAUUAUAA